Messenger RNA from Metschnikowia bicuspidata var. bicuspidata NRRL YB-4993, 1061 nucleotides. RefSeq lists its product as uncharacterized. NCBI's taxonomy places the organism in Eukaryota, Fungi, Ascomycota, Pichiomycetes, Serinales, Metschnikowiaceae. Bases 82 to 960 code for a protein of 292 amino acids. Gene Ontology annotation, cellular component: vacuolar membrane; SNARE complex. The record is from RefSeq and is a predicted model, not a curated record. Gene Ontology annotation, biological process: intracellular protein transport; SNARE complex disassembly. The transcript has a single exon. Gene Ontology annotation, molecular function: syntaxin binding; soluble NSF attachment protein activity.
UCCAACAUCACCUACUGUCUGACUUACACACAAACAAAAAACCGAGCGAACAUCCGAUCUCCAAGUGUAUCCUAAAGAACCAUGCUGGACCCCCGCUCUAUUAUCGCUGAGGCUGAGAAGUUGGCCAAGCCGCAGAAAGGCUUCUUUUCCUUUUUGGGUGGCUCGUCGUCCUAUCGCCUCGAAGAAGCCACGGAUUUGUACAUCCAAGCCGGGAACCAUUACAGACUAAACAAGGAUUUUGCUAUGGCCGGCCAGCAGUUUGUGAAGGCAUCGGAGUUGCAAAAUGAGCUAAAAAACCACAACGACGUGGCCAACCACCUUAUCGAGGCAUAUAAAUGCUUCAAGUCCGUGUCGCCCCCUGAUGCCAUUGACGCCUUGUCACAGGCCAUCCAUAUAUUCUUGACCCAGAACGGGCAGUUUAGAAGAGCCGCGAACUUCCAGAUGGAUUUGGCCGAAUUGUACGAAACAACAGGCGACGCGGCCAACGCCUCUCUGAGUUAUGAAAAGGCAGGCGAUUACUUUUCGACCGACCACGCCGAGGCCCUUUCGAACAAGGCGUAUCUCAAGUGUGCGGACUUAAACGCCCUCCUGAGCGACUACUCGAAGGCACGUGAUUUGUACGACUCGAUCAUCAAGAAUCUGGUGGGGAACAACUUGACUAAGUGGAACUUGAAGGAUUAUUUCUUGAAAAACAUCUUGUGCACCCUUUGCCUAGACGACAUAGUGGAGGCGCAGAAGCGGCUCAACAUUUUUGCAGAGGACGAGCCUUCGUGGCCCACCACGAGGGAAUAUAAGCUAAUUGAGGAUGUCUUGGACUCCAUUCAAAAUGGUGAUGUGCAAGCUUUCUCCGACCGCGUAUACGAGUUUGAUCAAUUCAGCAAAUUAGACAAGUUGAAGACCCAGUUGUUGUUGAAGAUCAAGAACUCCGUGGUGGAAAAGGAUGACGAGGACUUGACCUAGCCAGGUUGGCUCGCGAACAGCCCGAUGGCAGCUUGCCCGAGUUCUCUCUAUUUGACGGGUCGCAUUCAUAUCCCACUGUCGCAUCAAGUCCAAUGUACUAC